GAAGUUAGGGGUCGCCAGCGCGGGGCGAAGGAGGGCGCGACAGCCUCAGAAGGAGCGGGCGGAGUUUCUCCCUCCGGCCCCUCAAUGUAAUACCUAUUUGCAUUGGAUGCUUCUUGGGACGUGCUGACUUGAAGAGCUUCAUGAGUUGGAUCAAGUUUCUCUCCCGGCCCCUGGUGACCCGCAUCGCCAGCUGCAGGAAGGCUGUGAAUCCACUGUCCCCGGUCGUCCUUUGCCCGAUUGCCACGAUGAGCUCGCCCGUGCAGCCUGUGGAUGUGAAGUCGGAGGUUCCCGUGGGCCUGGAGCCCAUCUCGCCCUUAGACCUAAGGACAGACCUCAGGAUGAUGAUGCCCGCGGUGGACCCUGUCGUCCGCGAGAAGCAGCUGCAGCAGGAGCUGCUGCUCAUUCAGCAGCAGCAGCAGAUCCAGAAGCAGCUCCUGAUCGCAGAGUUUCAGAAACAGCAUGAGAACCUGACCCGGCAGCACCAGGCUCAGCUGCAGGAGCACAUCAAGUUGCAACAGGAACUUCUAGCCAUAAAACAGCAGCAAGAACUCCUCGAAAAGGAGCAGAAGCUGGAGCAGCAGAGGCAGGAGCAAGAAGUGGAGAGGCACCGCAGAGAGCAGCAGCUCCCUCCUCUCCGAGGCAAAGAGAGGGGGCGCGAAAGGGCAGUGGCGAGUACAGAAGUAAAGCAGAAGCUUCAAGAAUUCCUGUUGAGUAAAUCAGCAACGAAAGACACUCCAACUAAUGGAAAAAAUCAUUCCGUGAGCCGCCAUCCCAAGCUCUGGUACACGGCUGCCCACCAUACGUCAUUGGAUCAAAGCUCUCCACCCCUGAGUGGGACAUCUCCCUCCUACAAAUACACAUUACCAGGAGCGCAAGAUGCGAAGGAUGACUUCCCCCUCCGGAAAACUGCCUCUGAGCCCAACUUGAAGGUGCGGUCCAGGUUAAAACAGAAAGUGGCAGAGAGGAGAAGCAGCCCCUUACUCAGGCGGAAGGAUGGAAAUGUCACUUCAUUCAAGAAGCGAAUGUUUGAGGUGACAGAAUCCUCAGUCAGUAGCAGUUCUCCAGGGUCUGGUCCCAGUUCUCCAAACAAUGGCCCAACUGGAAAUGUUACUGAAAAUGAGACUUCGGUUUUGCCACCGACUCCUCAUGCUGAGCAGAUGGUUUCACAGCAGCGCAUUCUCAUUCACGAAGAUUCCGUGAACCUGCUCAGUCUUUAUACCUCUCCCUCUUUACCCAAUAUCACCUUGGGACUGCCAGCCGUACCUGCCCAGCUCAGUGCUUCGAGUUCACUGAAAGAGAAACAGAAGUGUGAGGCCCAGACCCUGAGGCAAGGCGUGCCUCUGCCCGGGCAGUUCGGGGGCACCAUCCCCGCGUCUUCAAGCCAUCCCCACGUCGCUUUAGAGGGAAAGCCCAACAGCAGCCACCAGGCCCUCCUGCAGCAUUUAUUAUUGAAAGAACAAAUGCGACAGCAAAAGCUUCUUGUAGCUGGCGCAGUUCCCUUACAUCCUCAGUCUCCCUUGGCAACAAAAGAGAGAAUUUCACCUGGCAUUCGAGGUACCCACAAACUACCCCGCCACAGACCCCUGAAUCGAACCCAGUCUGCACCUUUGCCUCAGAGCACGUUGGCUCAGCUGGUCAUUCAGCAGCAACACCAGCAGUUCUUGGAGAAGCAGAAGCAAUACCAGCAACAGAUCCACAUGAACAAACUGCUUUCGAAAUCUAUUGAACAACUGAAGCAACCAGGCAGUCACCUGGAGGAAGCCGAGGAAGAGCUUCAGGGGGACCAGGCGAUGCAGGAAGACAGAGCGCCCUCUAGUGGCAACAGCACUAGGAGCGACAGCAGUGCUUGUGUGGAGGACACUCUGGGACAAGUUGGGGCUGUGAAGGUGAAGGAGGAGCCAGUGGACAGUGAUGAAGAUGCUCAGAUCCAGGAAAUGGAAUCUGGGGAGCAGGCUGCUUUUAUGCAACAGGUAAUAGGCAAAGAUUUAGCUCCAGGAUUUGUCAUUAAAGUCAUUAUCUGAUCAUAAAAUGCACUGCAGAUUUUGGUAAAUGGAUUAUCAUUUCCUAUCUCUGAAUAAUCUGAUUUUCGAGUUUAAGGAUUCUAACUAAUGUGUAUAUAUCUAUAUAGAGGUCUCUGUAGACUGAUCUCUAUAUAGAUAUCAAGGUUUCAUCGAAACUUCACUGGUAAGGAAAUACCUGUUACACUAAUAUUAUACUACAUAAGCAUCCAAGUAAUUAACAGGCUUUAAGUUCAUCCCAAAGCCUGCCGCAUCAGUUACUUCGAAAGAAAACCAACUCACUGUUGUUUUAGUUUAUCUGUUGAGAUCAGUGACUGCUGGAUAGAGAGUCCCAGUCCGAUCAAUGACACAUUCUAUUAGUUCUUGAUUUUUUUUUUUAACAUGUAGAAUUCAAUGUUCACAUUGUUGUACAUAAUGUAUGAUACUAGUCUUGAACACUGUUAAAGGUAGUCUGCCCCUUCCUUCCUCUCUCAUUUUUGUUAAGUGACAUGUUCUGGUUACCAUGCCAAUAGUCCUAGGUUACUGUAUAGAUUGCAAUUGAAAAUAUUAGGAAUAGAGGUGGUUUUAAAUAUAUAGAUGCAAAGUACAGCACUCUUUUAAAUAUCACAUUAUGUCUCACCUAGCACUGCUCGUGUUACUUUUAUCUUGUGUUAUUUGAUGACACUGUCUAUCCACAAAAGAUAAAUGAAGCAGAUGCAGAUGUUGGCAAGAAGGAACGUGUGCAGCCUGAUGGUCCAAUCAGAUACUCUCUUGUAUCUACAGUUGCAGAAAACACGGCAAGAGUGUGCUUAUUUCUGAUACGAGGUCCACAUCAUGUUUCAGAGAAGCCAGUUAUCAUAUUUUAUAAUCUCUAUCCCUAGGAUCUCUUAAGUAUAAUUCCAUAACGCCCUGGCAUACGCCAUCCCACUUGGGCAGAUAAAAUAUUAGGGAGGCGAGGCUUGACAGAAGAACCCACUGGUACAUAAUGCACCUUCAGAAGGACUGUGUCCUUUGAUGCUAUCAAAUGCAGACAACUUUGAAGGCCACAGAAGGCUGUUUAUUUAAGUCACUUCUUUGUCAGGUCCCUGCUGUUCUGCAGAAAGCUGAUUCCACGAGGCUGAAGGGGAAAUGCCUGUGGAAGCAGGAAGUCCAAGUGAUUCAUGUCCCGGGGAAUGCAGGGGGGAAGCAGUAGUGUUUUCCUCUUUCUGUUUUUAAAGGGCGCUCUAUGAAUUGAUUUAUUGUCUAAGAAAAUAACACCCCACGUAGGGAAAUUGUUAAGGAAGCUUUCCACUGGAACACUUCCUUCACUGCUCCCUUUUGAUAUGUUUACCUUGUUUUAUAGGUUUACUUUUGUUAAGCUGGUUAAAUAUUCGUUGUGUUAAGACCCCUCUAAUAUGAAUAAUCCGAGUUGACCUAGAAUCUUUGUGAAGUUUUUUUCUAUUAAAAUAUUUAUAUUUCUAAAUCCGAGGUAUUGAAAGGUGUAGUAUCCUGUUUCAAAGGAGAUAUAGCAGUUUUGCCAAAUGUAGACAUUGUACAAUUGUUAUGUUACUGGCACGUGUUGUUUACAUUUUGCUGUGACAUUUAAAAAUAUUUCUUAAAAAAAAAAAAGGUUACUGCUAAAGAUACAUUAUCCUUUUUUAAAAAGUCUCCAUUCAAAUUAAAUUAAUACAGCUAGAAGUUAGAAAGUUUAAAACUUUUCCAUAUAAUGAAAGUCCUGAUCAUUUGACAAAUAGCUAUAAUACUUCCUAUUACCAAGAUAUUUUGGUUAGUCUAUUCCUUCAGAUUAAAAUGACGUUUUGUCAGUUUUUUUGCAUUAAAAAUACGGCAUUCCUAAAAUAAAAUUGUAUAUUUUUUCCAUCUCAUAAAUAUACAUUUUCUUUAAAGUCUUUUUUUCAAUCUCAUAAAAAAAGGGAUAGUGCAUCUUUUAAAAUACAUUUUAUUUGGGGAGGAACAUGUGGCUGAGCAGACUUUUGUAUAAUAUUACUUCAAAGAUAUGUAAUCACAAACAAAAAAAAACAACCCUAUUUUUUAUAAUGUUAUUUGAGAGAGCUUCAUCAGUACAGUUGGUGGACGUUCACUGUUUGAAUUUGAUAGUCUUUGAAUUUAAUCAAGAAACUACCUGGAACCAGUGAAAAGAAAAGCUGGACUUAAAUAAUCUUAAAGCUAAUUGAUAAUUGUCUCUUUUAAAAUCUACUGUAUUUAUUAUAAUUUACACCCUUGAUGGUGAUCUCUUGUUUUGUGUUGUAAAUAUAUUGUUUGUAUGUUUCUCUUCUUGCCUUCUGUUAUAAGUCUCUUCCUUUCUCAAAUAAAGUUUUUUUUAAAAGA
Molecule: messenger RNA, 4322 nt
Organism: Miniopterus natalensis
Lineage: Eukaryota; Metazoa; Chordata; Mammalia; Chiroptera; Miniopteridae
Source: RefSeq, a predicted model, not a curated record